GACGGACAGACGGACAGAAGGACAGACGGACAUGACAAAUCUUGUGGUAAACUUUAAUUGCACAAGAAGCUGCUUUUAAAAUAUUGAAGAAAACGGCGGUAAGAAAUCCUAUGUGACCAGCCUGGGAUAUCUUUUCAGAAUAUAAACAAAAUUUCUUAGUAAUUUUCUUCAUCCAAACUUCGGUCAUAUUGCUUGUUUUUUAAUUGUUUUAUUUUGAUUUCGAUGCGAUUUGUGUCGCGAAAUGGACAUCGAUAAGAUAUGCUUGACCUGCCUUAGCUCGACGGGUCCGUUUUUGUCCAUCUAUGACAACGGAUCGGGUAGCUGCCUGGCCGACAUGCUCAGGGAAUUCACAAAAACUGCGCCGCGUCGCCACGAUAAUAUGCCAGAGAAGGUUUGUCUGGGCUGUUUGAGUGAAAUAAACCACUGCUAUACGUUCAAAAUCAUGUGUGAGAAUUCCCGUCGAACUCUGCGCCAAUUGCUGCCGAAUGCCCUUCCAGAGGAGUCGGAGCCGGAUAAGGUGUUAACCAAGCAGUCGGUGCCCACCAUCGAUCAGGCAGUGCAGACGUCCAAUUGGGAGCCCAGCCGUUGUACGGUAUCCGCACAAACAGAUGAUGUGGUCUUAAAUGACAGCAGCCUGGCUAAGCGGAGGAUUUCAUUGCACUUGGACGACGGUGACGCAGACGGAGACGGUGAUGGUGAAGGAGAGGUAUAUGACUACGAGCUAACCGAUGAGCCCGUGGAAAAGGCGACCAGCAUAAUCCUGCAAGUACAGCAAAGCUUGAAAGUAGAAAAGGAGGUCGUCUUUACGCAGUCCAAUGUAAUAUAUGAGGACGAAGACAAUGAGUUGGAACAGCAGAUCAGGGAGUGCAACCUGGCCAUAUUUGACAGUGUCGAAAACGAGUCUGCAGAAGUCUCAGUGCCGGCUCAACAGGCGAACACAAGGAAAUGCCCCUCAAAAUUUCGUAUGCAGCAGCAACAGCAGGGAGAGGGGGAGGAGGAAAUUGUUAAAAAGGAAAGUCAGCCGUCGAAGAAAUCUCGUCGAAGAGCAGCAGAAAAGCAGGAGCUGCACACCACCUUGGCGUCGUCGACUUUUCCCACAAAACGAAUGGGGAUAGGAAUCAGCCACAGAUCUCUCAACUCUGUUGCGGUGUCCGCAGCCACUUCUUCAACCGCGGCUGGAGGAACAAGCCCAGCAGCAGCAGGAGCUGCGUUGGUAGCUGAGCUUAAAUACCAUUGCGAUCGCUGCAAUGCUGGGUUUGCAUUGGAGAAAUCCCUAAUUAUUCACAAGAGGCAAAACAGCUGCACGAACCGCAACUUUAAGUGCGAUGAGUGCGAACGUGUCUUUGUGUCGCCAGAUCAUUUGGCCGAGCACCAGGCCAACCAUGGCGCACACAACUGUGCGGAAUGUGGGCUGAAGUUCGAGUCAAAGGAGCAGCUGGGCAAGCACAUGGUCCAGGGCCACAAGCGGAAUCUACGCAACCAGUGCAACGUCUGCCAAAAAGUUUUUACCAUGCUGUCAACGCUGCGGGACCACAUGCGCAUCCACACCGGCGAGAAGCCAUUUGUGUGCAAUAUAUGCGGCAAGAGCUUUACCCAAAACGCCAAUCUCCGCCAGCACAAGCUACGCCACUCGGAAACCAAAAGCUUCAAAUGCGAACUGUGCCCGCACUCGUUUGUAACCAAGGCGGAGCUAGCCUCACACGCCCGCACCCACACGGGCGACAAGCCCUUUGAGUGCGAGGUGUGUGCGGCCAGGUUCACUACCAGCUGCUCCCUGGCCAAGCAUAAACGGAAGCACACCGGUGAGCGGCCCUACGCCUGCGAUCUGUGUCCUAUGAGGUUCACAGCCCUCAAUGUUCUCAAGAACCACCGGAGAACGCAUACGGGCGAACGUCCAUAUGUUUGUCCAUUCUGCGCGAAGACUUUUACGCAGCGCGGCGACUGUCAGAUGCAUCAGAGAACACAUCAGGGCGACCGUAUCUAUAUUUGUCCAGUAUGUAACGAGGAGUUCAAGACAAUGCCAGAGAUGCGCACCCAUUUGUCCGGCCACGACCAACACGACAAACGACUGGUGCAUUUUACGCUGAUUAGCAACAAAGAGAAUGGUAGCGGUGCCCUCGAGGAUGACCUCAACGAGAUGUCCGGGUCGGGACUGAUGAUAUGAACGAAUAACCAGUAAAAUUGUUAACAGCACAAAAUCGCAGGUUUUGCGUUAUUAAUUCGGUCUCUGAUGGAGAAGCAAGAAAAUAAAUAUGUAUAUGCAUCCCA
Molecule: messenger RNA, 2268 nt
Organism: Drosophila serrata
Lineage: Eukaryota; Metazoa; Arthropoda; Insecta; Diptera; Drosophilidae
Biological process (GO): regulation of transcription by RNA polymerase II
Cellular component (GO): nucleus
Molecular function (GO): RNA polymerase II cis-regulatory region sequence-specific DNA binding; zinc ion binding; DNA-binding transcription factor activity, RNA polymerase II-specific
Source: RefSeq, a predicted model, not a curated record